Messenger RNA from Trichoplusia ni (cabbage looper), 2841 nucleotides. It is a transcript of the gene sau, whose product is annotated as Golgi phosphoprotein 3 homolog sauron. The record is from RefSeq and is a predicted model, not a curated record. The transcript is spliced from 5 exons. Gene Ontology annotation, cellular component: cytosol; trans-Golgi network; Golgi cisterna. The coding region runs from base 138 to 995 and encodes 285 amino acids. Gene Ontology annotation, molecular function: phosphatidylinositol-4-phosphate binding. NCBI's taxonomy places the organism in Eukaryota, Metazoa, Arthropoda, Insecta, Lepidoptera, Noctuidae. Gene Ontology annotation, biological process: retrograde vesicle-mediated transport, Golgi to endoplasmic reticulum; Golgi organization; Golgi vesicle budding.
GUCGGCCAUGUUUUGCACAACAACAUCACGUCGCAUAGUAAACGUCAACUAUUCGUUUACGAAUUUCAGGAAAUAUCUAAAUAUUCGCCUUUAUUAAAUCCAUUUGUUUUUAUUUUGCAAAUCUAUUAAAUGUUAAAAUGAAUCGAUCUGAGGGGUUGGUGCAACGAAGAAACGUUAACGUUAUUAAGGACAAUGCAGAAUUAAAGGAACACCACGACGUCGAUGAUAAGAAAAAUGAUAAAACUUAUGAUGACGGGGAUUCAAAGGAAACACGAUUGACACUAAUGGAAGAAGUAUUACUUUUAGGACUAAAGGACAAAGAGGGUUACACAUCAUUUUGGAAUGAUUGCAUAUCCAGCGGCUUAAGAGGAUGUAUUUUAAUUGAACUUGGUCUGAGAGGCCGCGUAGAAUUAGAAAGAGCUGGUAUGCGUAGAAAGGGAUUGUUAUCUAGAAAAGUAAUAGUUAAAUCAGAUACACCAACAGGUGAUGUAUUGCUAGAUGAGGCCUUGAAACACAUGAAAGAAACCGAACCACCGGAAACAGUUCAAAGCUGGAUAGAGUAUCUUAGUGGUGAGACAUGGAAUCCAAUGAAACUUAAAUAUCAAUUGAAAAAUGUUCGUGAAAGGCUGGCAAAAAAUCUUGUUGAAAAAGGAGUGCUAACAACAGAAAAGCAAAACUUUUUGUUGUUUGAUAUGACCACACACCCUUUGACUGAUAAUGUGGUCAAAUGUCGCUUGGUUAAAAAGGUACAAGAAGCAGCCCUUAGGCGCUCAAUCACUGACGUCGCUCAUGCGGAUAAACGAUCUCUUGCGCUACUGAUGCUCGCCCACUCAGGUGAUGUAUUGGAAAACGCGUUCGCGCCUCUCUCAGACGAAGACUAUGAGCUAGCGACGCGACGCGUGCGCGCACUUUUAGAUCUAGACUUCGAAGCUGAAGCCAUGCGACCAGAUGCCUGCGAAAUUAUGUGGGCGGUGUUCGCGGCAUUCACUAAAUAGCGGUAACUCGUGUCGUCAUCACUGUUGGCAACUAGAAAAUGGUAAAAUUUACGUUGAGUUUAACUUAGUACUUUAUAGCCCAUUUACUUUAAACCUAAAAUAAAUAUAAGUUAAUAUUGUCAUUUAAUUUGUUUCUAUCAAAAGUUAACAAUAAUUGACACUAAUUUAUAGGCCAUUGCAAUUUGAUAAUGAUGAUUCCCAGGGGAAUAAUUAUACUGCAGUGUGUUACAGAUGAAAUGAACUUGUACAAAAUCAAUAUAUUUAUUAUCUAUAUUAUUUUAUUAUAACCAGUAUUAAAUUAUUUCAUUUGGGUCAUUCGAAACAUUUUAUCGGUGAUAUUCGGAGUAGUUUAUUUAAAUAGCAUAUUAUUGCUACUUGUAACAUUCUUAGUCAUUCAUAACAUUGUCAUAUGAUUUUACUUGAUUUAAGCAUAGUUUCUAAAUUUAUUUUAUCUGAUACUAUAUACCUACGGCAUUAUAGCACAAAUGGAAACCUAACUAAUUUGAUGUUUAAAAUAAAUUUUGAAGAUUUUUAAGUUUGUACAGCUGGAUAAAAGUACACAAAACAAUAUGAAACCGACCAACGUAUCUUACCAACAGCCUUUGUUAAUGUAGUUGGAAAUAAAUUAUUUCAUGACUAAGCACCUAGAUUAUGGGAGGGAGGGCGGAAUGCGUAUUCAACCUGUUUUCUUGGGGACUUCUUAACUGUGAACCCGGCGACUUAUAAGGCUGUAAAUUAUAUGUGUCUGUUAUCCUACUGUACCAGUUGACAAAUGCUUACUUAUUAUUUUUAACAGUAAAUAUUACGUUAUAUAAAACUGUUUAAAAAUUUUAGUUGAUUUCUGUAUAUGUAUGUUGAUCUGCUUUUCAAUAAUUUGAAACUGUUUAUUGUGUGUUUAUAAUCCUUAUUAAAAGUGAAGCUCUUAAUUGGUGUUACAAGAUUGUUUAUAAAGUUUAUAUUGAUGUUAUUUUUUUUUUUAUAAAUUGUGUGUGUGUCUUUUUCACAAUAUUUUAUUGCGCACGAACCAUGGUAUGAACGCGAAAAUUUGGUAAGAUGUUAUAACAUGACGUGAAUGUAUGUGUGGGAGAAAUCUUUCAAAAUUAUAUCAUGUUAUUUAAUCUAUGGUAAUUUUAUAAGUCUUUUAUGAAAAGGAAAUUAUUGUUUUGUUCUCAAGCAGUUUACUUAGUGUGUCCAAUAAUGUCGAUGUAUUGAAUUUAACAGCUGGGUUUAUUAUACAAAUAAACGUUUUGAUUGUCAAAUAGCUACGCAAAUAAUGAGAUUUUAUAGCCCAGUACUACUUUAAGAUAGUUGGUUUGAUUAUCAUUAUUUUUAAUAUAAAGUUAGUUCAUAAUGUCAGUAAAAUACACGAGUAAAGGGUAUAUCUAAUAUACAGUGUGUCAUCAAUAAAUAGGACUGUUAUUUACAAUAUUGUUAAUGACAAGCUUAUUGUGAUUAAAUUGCCUGUUUCAUCUGAAUCGGAACACGACAGCACCGUUUUGAAAAAAAUACAAGAAAAUCAAUAAAUAUAAUUACUGUGUUGUCAUUUUAGUUAGGUAAUUUAUAAGUAGACGUAACACUAAUCACUUCAUUAUGAUUAUGUUCUAUUUGUUACAUGGACUAUGUAUUUUACAUACGAUCCUUAUUCUUAGCACCUAAGUUACUACUAGAUUUUGGGUUUGUAUAUAAUUACGGUAUUAUUUUGGUUUGUAAAUAACCAUAAAGCCGCGACUAUUAAAGUAAUAAAUUCAAAAGUGAUGGAGACAUGUAAAAAAAUAAGAUAAAAAACUAUGUAUCAUACACGUACUAUAGUAUUUAAAAUUACUCAAAUAUAUUCCUUAGUAAAUAA